This is a messenger RNA of Stegastes partitus (bicolor damselfish), 1204 nucleotides long. It is a transcript of the gene atcaya, whose product is annotated as ATCAY kinesin light chain interacting caytaxin a. Gene Ontology annotation, biological process: apoptotic process. NCBI's taxonomy places the organism in Eukaryota, Metazoa, Chordata, Actinopteri, Pomacentridae. The transcript has 11 exons. Bases 1 to 1119 code for a protein of 372 amino acids. The record is from RefSeq and is a predicted model, not a curated record. Gene Ontology annotation, cellular component: cytoplasm.
AUGGGCACCACAGAGGCGACUCUACGAAUGGAGAACAUGGAAGUGAAAGACGAGUGGCAGGAUGAAGACUUCCCCAGACCGCUGCCAGAGUACGGAGACAUGGAUCCGUCCUGUGGCCUCACCGACGACAGAACCUCUCCCCCCGCCUCCCUGAACGUCAGUCCCCCUGGAGGAGGCGUCGGCGUCUCCUCGUCCCACCGGAAGCGCCGGACGCUGGUUGCCCCGGAGAUGAACCUGUCCCUGGACCAGAGCGAAGGCUCGCUGCUGUCGGACGACUUCCUGGACACGCCCGACGACCUGGACAUCAACGUGGACGACAUCGACACGCCGGACGAAACUGACUCGCUGGAGUUCAUCACCAACGGCAACGACCUGGAGUGGGAAGACGACACGCCGGUGGCUUCGGCCAAAGCGGCUCCAGCUGACGGUUCCGGUGAAGCCGGCGAGGACGGAAACGCCAACAACGGACGCCUCUGGAGGACGGUGAUCAUCGGAGAGCAGGAGCACCGGAUCGACAUGCAGGUCAUCAGACCGUACCUGAGGGUCAUCACUCACGGAGGUUACUACGGAGAAGGACUGAACGCCAUCAUCGUGUUUUCUGCCUGUUACCUGCCGGACAGCAGCUGUCAGGACUACCACUACAUCAUGGAGAACCUCUUCCUGUACGUGGUGAGCAGCCUGGAGAUGCUGGUGGCUGAAGAUUAUCUGAUCAUCUACAUGAACGGAGCGACGCCUCGGAACAAGAUGCCCGGAAUCAGCUGGCUCAAGAAAUGCUACCAGAUGAUAGACAGACGGUUGAGGAAGAACCUGAAGUCUCUGGUCAUCGCUCAUCCUACAUGGUUCAUCCGUACCGUCCUGGCCAUAUCCAGGCCCUUCAUCAGCGUGAAGUUCAUGAACAAGAUCCAGUACGUCCACAGUCUGGACGAACUGGCAGAACUGGUCCCCAUGGAGCACGUCCAUGUCCCAGAGUGUGUGGUGCAAUUCGAUGAGGAGAGGAUUAAAGCCCGGAGGGAAAGGCUGGAGCAGGAGCAGCGGCAGCAGGAGCAGCAGUCGGUCCCUCAGGAGCCAAUUAAAAAGUCCGAGAGGCCCAAGUCGAUGAUCGUAGAUCAGGGCUUAUGAGACGGACGGAGCUCUGCAGGUAACAACAGCUACAGUGUGUUUCCUGUUUCAGCCACCAAGUGGCGCUGUGCUCCUUCAGCUCCAC